AUGAAGAAAUUCAUCCCUUUGCUCGCCGAGAAAGGUUAUUCGUGCCAGAAUACUAAACAAGCAAAAGACGAGACGACUGUGGUGCCAGUGGAACAUGUAGGAUAUAAAAAAGGAAAGGGUUCUGCAGGACCAACCAAAUCUAAGAAGCAGAAAGUUUAUACCUAUACCCCAUUGCUUAUAGCUACUAUCACAGGAUUUGUGCCUAUUGUUAAAGAGAUACUUGAGCAGCAUCCUCAGGCAGCUGAGCACGGUAGCGUUGAUCAACAGAACAUUUUGCAUCUGGCCAUUAAGCACCGUCAAAAAGAGAUCUUUGAGCUUAUCGAAAGCAAGCCAACAAUAAGGUCAAGGUUGAAUGCGAGGAUUGACGGUGAUCGCAACACCAUAUUGCACAAAGCUGCAGAUAGAAUAGGAGCGAUUACUCUAUAG
Prunus armeniaca (apricot) is the source of this 426-nucleotide messenger RNA. The record is from the annotation of a GenBank genome assembly. Lineage: Eukaryota; Viridiplantae; Streptophyta; Magnoliopsida; Rosales; Rosaceae.